This is a messenger RNA of Centruroides sculpturatus (bark scorpion), 3307 nucleotides long. RefSeq lists its product as uncharacterized. The record is from RefSeq and is a predicted model, not a curated record. Bases 32 to 2908 code for a protein of 958 amino acids. Gene Ontology annotation, cellular component: plasma membrane. Gene Ontology annotation, molecular function: protein binding. The transcript is spliced from 3 exons. NCBI's taxonomy places the organism in Eukaryota, Metazoa, Arthropoda, Arachnida, Scorpiones, Buthidae.
CUGAACUCAAUGUCUUGACAUCUAGAAAACGAUGGGAUGGAAGCCAACUCCAUGGGUUUUACUAUUUGUAUGUCUCGCAACGGUUCCCGGGAUGCUGGACGAGGUCCCCAGCUGUCGUGUGUCAGAGUUCACUUGUGCUAACGGCAGAUGCAUCAGUCUCAGCAAGUAUUGUGACGGCACAGACGACUGUGGAGAAGGCUCUGACGAAGUCGAAGGAUGUACGAGUUGUAACCGCACUUAUUACGGUGAGAUCGAUAUCAAAUAUCCUUUGAGAAUUACUGAAAAGUUUCCAAGAUCGCAACCUUACGUUUGCAAAAUCACCUUCUUGGCCGAUGGAGAUGAAUUUGGUGACAUUAUCCAGUUGACUUUCCUUAAUUUUCAACUCGGCACGCUGGAGGUUGAUAAGGACCAAAGUUCGGUGUGCCAGAAAGGGUACCUUCAGAUCAUCGAGCCAUCUGAGAUGUCCAACGAUCGGCUGAGAAGCCAACAGCAAAGGGGAUUCUACCGUUUAAUGUCUGCAUUAAAGCAGCCACCGGAACAACUUUCGAAAUUAUACGACGUUGGACAAGGUGAACCUCAUUUCGGUCAUGUUUGUGGUGACAUCGUGGGCAGGAGCGCAACUUACUUUUCAGAAGGGAACAACGUUAGUUUGGUGAUUGUCGUCCCGAGGAAGACUGUCGUACAACCGUUUUCGUUCAGCUUAUAUUUGACUUACAAAUAUCUUCCCAGCCGGCCUUCUUCUACACGCUAUGGUACAGGCGGUUCACCAUACUACUUGGGUACUAAAGUGGUCAAUACUUACUGUGAUCGGAUUCUUGUCAACUGUCACCAGAAACGUUGCUUAGUCAGGUCCCCCAACUUCCCGGGAUUCUAUCUAAGAAAUAUAACUUGCCAUUAUUGGAUAAGGCAGGAUUCGAUACCACGUGGGCAACACGCCCACAUCACUCUUGCUCAGAAUAACGAAUACAAGAUCUCCAUUUACACGGGACGUUCGACUUCCAAGUCGUUCCCGGACAGCAGUACUCUGACUGUCGAUUGUUACAGUGAUGUCGUCAGGAUCUAUGACGGCUCUAACGUUAGUUCGCCUUUGCUAACUGAAUUCUGUGGUGCUGGGGUAUUACCCGAAAUCACUUCGAGCAGCACGGAGCUGCUGGUAGAGUUGUACAGUGCCCCGAGUCAACUCUUACACAAUUCAUGGUUAGAAUUGGAAAUUAGUGUGAGAUUCGUGGAUUCUUCGGAAUUUAGAGUCAGGAAGGGGUGUGAUUUUGUUAUAGACGGUUCCAAACGUGAACACGGUCUGAUAUACACACCGCGUCACACCGUGCCACGUAACACCACUUGUACUUAUCACCUCAUUGGUGCAACGCCAUUCCAUCGGGUUUGGUUGUACUUCCUGUCCUAUUUUAUAGAGAACAAGCAUCAGUGGACUCACAGUGAGACGUGUGACGUCAAUAGACUAGAUGUAUACGAUUUAGACAAAAAUAGAACACUGGACGAACCCACGUAUCGUUUUUGUGGUAAGUCAACACCUAGGGUGUGUGCACGGGCCGCUGAUCACCCGGAUAACAUACCCGUCCGUCCUUGCACCUAUCCUUCUGACAGUUACAUCUCUACUGGUUCCGAGAUGAUUGUUAAACAGAAUUUCUUUGCCACUACAGAACUCACCAGUAAAACCAGUGCUUUCGUGGCCAGAUACGAGUUUGUAGAUACGAGCCAGGACGGUAGCCAAGUCAAUAAUACUCUAUGUGAUCGGAAAUUCGAGAGGUGGUCCGGACAGCGUGGCACAUUCUCCUCACCACGCAACGUCUUCUUCUACGGACGUGGGGGGAGGGAAAACAUCUCGUGCUCUUAUUACUUUAUGGGUUUGGGUAGUGAGAGGAUCAGAAUCACUUUCGUUAAGGUGAAGUUACGAUCCUCGCUGUGUGACAAUUACUACGAUGACGUGGUGCAGAGGUACAAGUGCAGGAUGUGGAGCGAAGAUACGAGUUCGCGCCUAUUGGUGAGCGAACAAUGGGGUUACGUAUUUUCACUGUUGGGUUGCUUGUGCAGCACGCUUUACGACAGGCAGCUGCCAGUUGUUAUGGAGUCGGUGAGUAACAACGUAAAGAUAACAUUUUCCAUCAACCAAAUGACGCCUUACGAAGAUUUCAAGGACUUUAAUUUCGAGGCCCAGUACGAAUUCCUCCCUUCGUCCUACUGUGACGAGGGAUUGCAUCGCAAAUCUUGGUCUAGCGAGGGAGAGAUGGUGUUUCAAACUCCAACAAACUUGGACGUCAAACAACCUCUAAGAUGUCGUUGGCUGGUGGAAGCUUCACCCCACAAGUACCUAUACCUGAAAUUUAAUGGACACGAUGGCACUACCAAGUGUCCUAGUGGAAAUCGCGUCAUCGUGUAUGCAGGUAACGACGUGCAACCUUUAGUUGUAGUCUGUAUCCAUAACGAAGCAAGGAUGAAAGAAAUCGACGUAUUUUCUAGCUCGUGGUAUAAUGAAAGUAACAGUUACACCACGGCUCAUCUAAGGGAUCACGUGUUUGUGGAAGUGAUCGCGACUACACCCACCAUAUUCACUAUCAGGUGGAUAGAAGUGACCAAACCUUUCUUAAAGACCCAAUCAGGUCAGACGUUGAGGAACGUCAAUUGCCUCUUCGAGUGUCCCGAAUUAAAUGCAUGCAUAAGUCCCGAUUUGUGGUGCGAUGGUACUGCGCACUGUCCGUCUGGUUACGACGAGGCACCCAAUCAUUGCCAGCACUUCCCCACAUUAUACGUGGCGGGAGGUGCGGCUGGUGCUGUUAUUUUGUUAUUGGUGGUGCUGGCUCUAGUCACACAUCGCUGCAGGCAGAGGGGGAAAUUCAAACAAUCGCGUCCUGUGCCCACUGACGAUUUGCCUAUGGAGAGUCAUCACGUAUGAGGGGAGAAGGGGGUGCCAAGGACUCUAAAAGUGCCUCAAGGAGCUGUGGUUAUGCUGUGGUAUGUGACCUAUGUGCUCCGUAGCCGAUUCCUGUAUGUGAGUGCGUGUGUAUGUCUGCUUGCAUUUGCGUGCGUGCGUGAGUGAAGGAACCAUCUGUUGCAUGCUGUUUAUUGUUACAUAAACGGUAUAAUGCUCAACAAUAUGUAAUGUGUGUCCAUCUCAUAAAAAAUAAUAAUGAUGAUAUGAAGAAAAUGAAGAAAAAAAACACAAGUGUAUGUUGAUGUUCCCAAGUUGUCAUACACUUAAGUUGCCAUAUUUAUUGAGGAAAAAAAACAAAAUAAUUGUGUAAUUUAUAAAAGUUUAUAUAUGUGGAUGAGCAUGUUUGUAAAUAUUGAUGAU